This is a messenger RNA of Gopherus flavomarginatus (Mexican gopher tortoise), 312 nucleotides long. Its product is annotated as histone H4-like. NCBI's taxonomy places the organism in Eukaryota, Metazoa, Chordata, Testudines, Testudinidae. Gene Ontology annotation, cellular component: nucleosome. Gene Ontology annotation, biological process: nucleosome assembly. The transcript has a single exon. Gene Ontology annotation, molecular function: DNA binding; protein heterodimerization activity; structural constituent of chromatin. The record is from RefSeq and is a predicted model, not a curated record. The coding region runs from base 1 to 312 and encodes 103 amino acids.
AUGUCUGGUCGUGGUAAGGGCGGAAAGGGGCUGGGUAAGGGAGGUGCUAAGAGGCACCGCAAGGUCUUACGAGAUAACAUCCAGGGUAUUACGAAGCCUGCGAUCCGCCACUUGGCUCGCUGCAGUGGGGUGAAGUGCGUCUCGGGGCUGAUCUACGAACUGACCAGUGGCGUGCUGAAGGUUUUCCUGGAGAACGUGAUCCGUGAUGCGGUGACCUACACCGAGCACGCUAAGCGGAAGACGAUGAUGGUUAUGGAUGUGCUGUAUGCCCUGAAGCUCCAGGGGUGCACCCUGUACGGCUUCAGGGGCUGA